Messenger RNA from Aspergillus vadensis CBS 113365, 962 nucleotides. Its product is annotated as short chain dehydrogenase/reductase. The coding region runs from base 200 to 835 and encodes 211 amino acids. The record is from RefSeq and is a predicted model, not a curated record. The transcript has 2 exons. NCBI's taxonomy places the organism in Eukaryota, Fungi, Ascomycota, Eurotiomycetes, Eurotiales, Aspergillaceae.
AGGUCAGAAGUAUAACACGACGACUAGAUAUCCUUAUUUGCAAUGGCGGUAUGACACCUGCUAUACCACCACUCUCCCCCCACCUUCACUUUCAUACUACAUCUUCAACGAACUAGCGGCAUUGAUCGAUCGUUCUUAAACACAUUCUAUAGGCCUUGGUGUCACAACCAACUACGAACGAUCACCCCAGGGAGUGGAAAUGGUCUUUGCGGCAAACUGCAUUGGCCACCAGGAAUUGGUCACCCUGCUCCUACCACUUCUGAAACGCACAGCAAACCAGUAUAGUGAAUCCAGAGAAGCCCGGGUUGUUGUCACUAGUUCCUCGCUGCACUCGGUAUGCCGCACCUUGGACUUUAACCAGCUUACCACGCCUACACGUGUGAUGCCUAUGCACCCGUAUAUUGAUGGCUUCUGGCGUUAUUGUCGUUCCAAGUUGGGAAAUAUUCUCUUUACGAGAGAACUCGCUCGUCGAAUUGAGCAAGAAGGACCCAACGCUAACAAUAUCUACGUGAAUGUUUUCUUCCCUGGGAACAUUGUCACAGAGCAAUGGAAAGCCUGGGACGAGUAUGUAGGAACUACUCUCGGUGCAGUUUUCCGUUAUAUCUUUUCAAUCAUCGGGCAAAGUACACAAGACGGAGCGGCCACCGCCGUCUAUCUGGCUACAAGUGAUCAGAUUCGUGUUGAUGGUAUUCGCGGCCAAUACUACAUUCCGAUUGCCAAGCCAGACGCAACGACUGACAUUGGUAAUGACCCGGUUCUCGCCCGCGACCUUUGGGAUUGGAUAGAUAUCAAGGUAACAGAGCAUCUGGGCCUUCAUUGGCAACAAGAGACCUAAUAGCAACUGCUCCGAGAUGUAUCCGUCAAAAUUAAUACGGUCAUUGAACUUUUUGGCUAUAUUUCAGGUAUAUCAUGAUACUAAGGGUUCCAGUCUCUGCUCAUGGGGAUCGUUCCGGCGCAUAGGA